UUGUGUAUGAGAUUCUGCGAAUAGCGCAGCAGAAGUAAAUGUGAUAUGUGAUGUUUGGGUUGUUGAGGUUCCGGAAUAUUUUACAUUUACAGUCUACGCGCUACACUUAGAUAGAAAAGGUAGUAUGACAUCACAGGAAAAGGAUAGGACAAAGGAAAGAAGAGCUCAGACACCUGAAAAUUUUCCAUGUCAUAAGGAAAGAAAUCAGUCUAUGAUGUGUUUACAUGACAAUAAUUAUGAUUAUUCUAAGUGUCAAAUGGCAUUCGACAACUUCAAAUUUUGCAAACAGUUUUGGGAAUUGGUUUCAAAGAAGCGGAAAGCAGCAAAUAUUGUACCAAAUCUGCCAGAAGCUGAAGAAAGGGAAAUAAUUAUGGACCAUUUCAAGAAAACGGGAACCCUACCGCCACAGUCUUCUUAAAAGUCAGUUCAAAAUUAUCGAUGAAUACUCAAUGUAAGACUGGUUUUGGGUUUGUUUUUUAAUAGAAUUGUACACUAAGUA
Messenger RNA from Frankliniella occidentalis (western flower thrips), 499 nucleotides. Its product is annotated as coiled-coil-helix-coiled-coil-helix domain-containing protein 7. Bases 125 to 418 code for a protein of 97 amino acids. The record is from RefSeq and is a predicted model, not a curated record. The transcript has 3 exons. Lineage: Eukaryota; Metazoa; Arthropoda; Insecta; Thysanoptera; Thripidae.